CUGAGUGAGAGGGAGUGAGUGAGGGAGGGAGUACGGCAGCAACUGGAAGGCGGAUAAACAGUUAAUGUGAUAAUAAUUCCGCUGCAAAACACACACACACACACACACACACCCAACGAGCACCGGUCUUGGAAGUGAUGAAUUCGCAGGCUGCGGCUGAUCUGGUUUUGCUGCAUGUUCUUGCUCCGGAUUUGGAGGAGAGGAGCGGCGGCGGCGGCUCCGGUUCGGAUCCGGAUUCGGGGCUGGGGUUGAAAGCUCUUCCCUGCGAUGGGAGCCGCCGCUCGGCCACAUUGUUUCAAGAUGCCGCCUGCAAACUGCAACAUUUCGACUUCCCCGGAACAAAAGGAUCGCGGCCGCAGCUGAUGGUUUUCCGCAACCUGGUGCGUGCGGACGACGGGCCGGGACCGGGACCGGGACCGGGACCGGGAGCGGGAGCGGGAGCCGGGACCGGGGAGGGGGCCAGCCGGGCCGCGACCGGGGGCAAUGUGGAUCCGCUCCGGCUCCGGCUCCGGCUCCCGCUCCCUUUCCCCCGGGGAGGGAUGAAAGCGGCUCCCCCGUCUCCCCCCGUCUCCCCCGGCUGCUGCCCCCGGCGGGAGGAGCGGGUCUGCUUCGACCUGGCCCGGGACUUUGGCGGCUUCUCGGUGGCAGGAGGCGGGGGAGAGUGGCCGGGGCCGCCGGGCUGGGAGUGCUCGGCCCCGGCAGCUCCCGGCCACAGCCCCCGCUCCCUGAGCGAGGAGCCGACCGAGACCAGCGACGCCGUGUUGGUGCUGGAGGGGAUUGAACCCGGGGUGAGCAGCCUGGACAUGGGCAGCUGUCAAGCCGAGCCUGCAGCCAGCUUCCAGCUUCAUCCCCAGCGGGACAGCAGCCCCCCGGGGAGCAACUCUCGAUGUCAGCCGCUGCCUGGCGAGGCCGGCUCCGGCUCGGGCUCGGGCUCGGGCUCGGGCUCCGGCUCCGGCUCCAGCUCCCCGCUGGGCAGGAGCUGCUCCCCCGGGCUGCGGGAGGAGGACAGACAGAGCCCGGAGCUACCCAAGGUCCGGCUCAGUCGGUGCUCCAGCUCCCCCAGCCCCUCACUCGGCGAGGACAAGCUGCUGAGCCGCCUGCCCGGCAAAACCCGCAAGAAUUCCCUGAAAAUCCGCCUCAGCAAACUCUUCCGAACUAAAAGCUGCAACGGGAGCGGUGAUCCUGGGGCUAAACGACAUUCAAUGGACCUGGAGACAUCAGCCGGAUGCCUGGUGGAGAUCUCCAAACUGCAAGAGGGUUAUGACAUGAGAAGCAAGCCCAGGCUGACACGGACACAAAGUGCCUUCGCUCCAGUAUCUUUAGCAUCACCUUUCACAGGAGAAACUGUGUCACUGGUCGACCUGGAUAUCUCUCGCCGUGGACCCCCCUCACCUCAACCCCCAACGCCACCACCCCCUCCUCGGAGGAGCCUCAGCCUUCUAGAUGAUAUCGCAGGGCCACAGCCUCCAUCUUACCCAGUGAGCCCGGCUGCUGCUAGCUUACAGUUGUUACCUCUGCCGCCUCCUCCUCCACCUCACGCUUCCAUCCAGCACAGUCUCAGCUUAAACGACAACUUGCAGAAAAACUCACUCCAAAUCCGGCCGAUGACUGUGCAGCCACAACAUUGCCCGCUGAACAGGAGGGAUUCCAACAGCUUUGCAGCCAGUCUGCGGGAGCUUGAAAAGUGUGGCUGGUAUUGGGGUCCGAUGAACUGGGAUGAUGCUGAAAUGAAGUUGAAGGGAAAACCGGAUGGUUCGUUCCUGGUGAGGGACAGCUCGGACCCACGCUACAUCCUUAGCCUCAGCUUCCGCUCACAAGGGAUCACGCAUCACACCAGGAUGGAACAUUAUCGAGGUACAUUCAGCCUCUGGUGUCAUCCGAAAUUUGAAGACCGCUGUCAGUCUGUGGUCGAGUUCAUCGAAAGGGCCAUUAUGCAUUCCAAAAACGGGAAAUUUCUGUAUUUUCUACGCUCACGAGUUCCUGGUUUGCCUCCGACCCCGGUCCAGCUCCUCUAUCCCGUCUCCCGCUUCAGCAACGUGAAGUCCCUGCAGCACCUCUGUCGUUUCCGAAUCCGACAGCUUGUCCGGAUAGACCACAUCCCGGAACUCCCGCUCCCGAAACCCCUCAUAUCAUAUCUGCGAAAGUUUUACUAUUACGAUCCCGAGGAGGAGGCCUAUCUUUCUCUGAGGGAAGCUCGUCUCUGUAUCGCCCACGAACAGGAUAUGGACACCCAGACGUAGCUGUCCCAGAAAUAUCACUCGAACUGUCUAAAGUUGGAGGGUUACUGAGGGCAGUGGGAACGGCACAUUCUGACUGGAUCACUACGCCAGGAGCCGCUCAUGACCGAGGGGGCUCGUCGAUUUUCCUGAAAUGCUCCUUAUUCCCGAUGCUUAUUUAGACCCGUCGCUCGCUCCGAAAGUU
Molecule: messenger RNA, 2421 nt
Organism: Carcharodon carcharias (great white shark)
Lineage: Eukaryota; Metazoa; Chordata; Chondrichthyes; Lamniformes; Lamnidae
Gene: socs7
Product: suppressor of cytokine signaling 7
Exons: 10
Coding region: 138-2240 (700 amino acids)
Biological process (GO): intracellular signal transduction; phosphatidylinositol phosphate biosynthetic process
Cellular component (GO): phosphatidylinositol 3-kinase complex
Molecular function (GO): 1-phosphatidylinositol-3-kinase regulator activity
Source: RefSeq, a predicted model, not a curated record